Messenger RNA from Chlorella variabilis, 3356 nucleotides. RefSeq lists its product as hypothetical. The transcript has 9 exons. The coding region runs from base 698 to 2443 and encodes 581 amino acids. Lineage: Eukaryota; Viridiplantae; Chlorophyta; Trebouxiophyceae; Chlorellales; Chlorellaceae. The record is from RefSeq and is a predicted model, not a curated record.
CUUCACAGUCCACGUUGUGGCGUAGCGAGAGACGUCCAGCGGGCUUGGGCCCCUGGCGACGCCCCGAGGCAGAGCCCUGCCGACACGCGCCUCCCAGCCUGCUCUCCCGCCCCGUUCACACACCGCCCGCCUCAUUGCCACCUUGAGACCACGCACAGCCCCGCCGAGACAGCACGAUCUCCCGCAGUCACACACGAGCUGCACGCGAUUCGGCAGCCAGACGCCCCUCCCGCGCCCCCCAGACCAGCCUGAAGCCUUGAUAGGCCUCCCCGCCAGAGCAGCCGAGCGCAUGCGCGCCGCUGCCUGCGCAGCACCCCGCACCACCCCCUCCCCGCACCCCUCCCGCAGCCCCCGCAGCAGCGCCCGCGCCAGCCAUGGCCUCGGCAGCAGUGGACGCGCACGCCACCGUGACGGUGAAGCAGCACGGCUUCCACGUCAAGCAGCCGUUCCACGCCGCGGCGGCGGGCUUUGGCAGCGGGGCUGACCUCUCCCUCGAGCUCGGCUCCCUGCCCUCGCCCGGCGGCGCCUCGUCGCCGUCCGUCGCGAGGAGGGCGGCGCCCGCGGCCUGCUCAACUUCGCCACACCCUGCCCGGCGGCGGCGCUGCCCUCGGCCGCGGGACUGUCGCUGGCGCCCGCCGCCAGCGCCUGCCUGCAGCCUGCGGAGCACGCGCACCUGACGCCGGGCGUGAAGCGGCUGAUGAAGGGCGUGGUGCGGGGCCUCAAGGCCCUCCAGGAGCCCGAGGCGGCGACGGAGGGCCUGGGCGGCACCUACUUCUUCACAAACGAGGCGGGGCAGAAGAUUGCCAUCAUGAAGCCGUGCGACGAGGAGCCGCUGGCGCCCAACAACCCCAAGGGCUUUGUGGGGCGCGCGCUGGGCGAGCCGGGCCUCAAGCCCACCGUGAGGGUGGGCGAGGCCGCCUCCCGAGAGGUCGCCGCCUACCUGCUUGACCACGACCGCUUUGCGCGGGUGCCUCACACCGUGAUGGUGAAAAUGACGCACCCCGUCUUCCAUGUACAACAGCAGCAGCAGGCGGGCGCGGCGGGCGGCGAGGCCGGCGGUGCGGCCGGCGAGGGCGGCGGCGACGAUAAUUAUGGCUUGCCGCCCUGCAAGCUGGGCUCGCUGCAGCAGUUUGUGCCGCACGACUGCGACACCUCGGAGAUGGGCGCCUCGCGCUUCAGCGUGCGCGACGUGCAGCGCAUCGGCAUCCUCGACCUGCGCCUCUUCAACACCGACCGCCACGCGGGCAACAUGCUGGUGCGGCGCCCGCGCUCCUCGCCCUCGCUGCAGCGCAUGGACGGCGCGGCGCUGCUGGAGCUGCAGCAGUACGAGCUGGUCCCCAUCGACCACGGCUUUGCGCUGCCAGAGGCGCUGGAGCCGCCCUACUUCGAGUGGCAGCACUGGCCGCAGGCCAUGCUGCCGUUUGGUCGCGAGGAGCUGGAGUACAUUGCGGCGCUGGACGCGCGCGCCGACAUCCAGAUGCUCCGCCAGGAGGUGCCCUCCCUGCGCCUCGAAUCGCUGCGCGUGCUCGAGGUGUGCACCACGCUUCUCCAGGCGUGCGCGGGCGCGGGGCUGACGCUGGCGGAGAUUGCGGGGGUGGUCACGCGGCCGCUGAUUGGCAUGGAGGAGGAGCCUUCGGAGCUGGAGCGCAUCUGCUUCAACGCGCGGGCCGAGGUGGAAGAGAUCAGCGACAGCGACAUUGAGGAGGCGGAGGAGGAGGGGCUGCUGGGGGAGGACUCGGAGGGUGAGCGAGGCUGCCUAGCGCUGCUGGCGAGGCUCAUGUGCAUGGACGAGGACGGCGGCAGCCGCACCCCUCCCCGCGCACGCUCCCCCGACGGCCUGUCCGCCCGCCUGCCCCCCUCACGCUUUGCGGCCGAGGCGGGCAAGGCGUCGGCGGCGCCGCCCGUCACCCCCAAGGCCGCCGGCCUGGCCGUCAGCUUUGUGUCCCCCUUGAGCGCCGGCGCCGAGGACUCCCUGCCCGCCUCCUUCGACUCCCUCACCCUGCACGGCUCGGGCGCCAGCGAGGCGAUGAGCGGUGGCGAGACGUGCGCCAUGUCGGGCGCCGCCGCCUCCACCUUCUGCCGCGCCUCCUCCUUUGCCCCCUCCCGCUCCGCCUGCCGCGCCGGCUCCGCGGGCGGCUCCGGCUCCGGCGCCGGCGCCGGCCAGCGCCGCGCCGCGCGCAAGACGCGCAGCCGCCGCAAGCUGGCCAUCGGCAGCCGCCUGCUCAAGCUGACCACGCAGAAUUACCCGCCGCUGGUGGAGGCGCGCGCCGGCGGCGCCCCCUCCAUGUCCGCCCUCGCCGUCUUCCGCGACCUCAGCGAGGAGCAGUGGGAGCGGUUCAUGUGCGCCGUGCGGUACCAGGUGGCCCGCAAGCUGCGGGACGGCGUCUGGAAGCAGGCGCAGCCCACCAAGGCGGUACCGCUCAUGUCCUGCCCCCGCUUCUGAGCCAGCCCGCGUCUGAGCAGGCGCGGGCCGGCAGCCCGCCUCGCCGCCGCCUGGGCCGGCCCCCGACCGACCGCCCUACCCCCCUUCCUUAUACCCGUACACCCUCCCUUGACCUUUGCCCUGCCGGGCCCUCAGAACGGCCGCCCCGGCCCGCGGAGCUUGUACCCACCCCUCUUGGUCUGUGCGGGGAUUGUUCUGACCUGGUUUGUUGUGGAGCCGGAUCGAUGCCCCGGCGGGGCGGCGCCGCGCCGCCCUGGCCACCGCAAAGAUGGUCCCCUUAACCCAUGACCCUCCCCCUCCAUGUGCCCCGCUUUGGACGUGUCCCUUAUUGACCUCAUUUUCGCCGUCUUCUUUCGGUCCCUUUGCUAUACCCACCGCCCCUCGCCUCGCCGCCGCGUUGCCCGGUUGCACCUGGGCGCAGCCCCAGCCAGCCGCCCCGCGCCCGCAGCCAGCCGCCGCUGUAUGCAUACUUGCCACCCCCCCAACCCCCGCGCCUGCUGCCUGCGCUGCUGGCAGGCCUGGCGCUGCUGCUCCAGGGCAGAGCCCCCUCCCGCGCCAGGGAGGGGGCCGGGCAGCCCUCUCCCCGCUCCUCCGCACUGUAGUCUCCUUCCCCUUUGCACCACUCGACCACCGGGCAUGCCCUCCCCCCCGCCUUUUUCCCGUCCUGCCCUCUUGUUCCAACACUACAACUCCUGUUCAGCCUGCACUUCCUUCUUUGUGUUUUCGCACAGCACCGACCCCACACCACCCGCAACAGCCGAGCCCCAUUGCAGCCGAAUUUUUCUCGCCUUGGUCUGCGUGCCCCCAGUCCCUCGUCCCCGUGCCCUCGUGCCACAAACGUCAGCAGUGUCGCUUUCAUUGCGCCCUCUCUCAACCUUUCUCUCCUCUAUGGGAUGUAAGGCACUGGCCAGUA